Molecule: messenger RNA, 3295 nt
Organism: Heterotrigona itama
Lineage: Eukaryota; Metazoa; Arthropoda; Insecta; Hymenoptera; Apidae
Source: the annotation of a GenBank genome assembly
AGAGUGUCGAAUGUUUAUCUUGGAUGUUACACGCGCAGUUAAGUUCAGUUAGCCAACGACUGAUGAUCUGGUAGCCAAGAUUUUCGACUGACGAACUCUGUUGGACAACUGAUAAACAUUGAUUUUUCUUUGAGUGGAUCGGAUCUAACUUGUUUUCUGGAGCGAAGGGAAUGUCAUUGAAAAAAAGGGGGACAGCGUGUUCGUGAUAUCUUAUAAUAAUAAUAAUCGUGACAUCUAAAUAAUAAUAAUAAUCGUAAAAUCGAGCCGACGGAAAACUCGACACGUGCCAAUUCUCAUUUCGAGAACGAAUGGAUUAGAUUCAAAUACAUUUGAAGCGGAAGAACCAUACUGUCAGAUCACUGUUGAUCUACUAAAGAUCAGCCUGUCGCCUAUUAUAAUUCUAUCUUUCUUAUUAUUACAAACUACAAGGAAGCAAGCUGAACAGUAAACGAGGCAGGCUUUUAAUUUUAAACAAUCAGAAACAAUCGAGAUGAAGUGACAAAUCCUAUCAUACUUGCAUUUUGCGAGCUUCGUCGCAAAUUGAGCAGAAGCAAACAAAUCUAUCGCAGAAGUAUACCGAUCCGAUUAAUUCUCGAAGUGAAGUGAAUUCCAGAGAGAAAAUAUGAAACUGUUAUCGGUGGUGUUAAUUUGCACGAUAUUAUCGGCAUGUCACGGAUACCGGAUAUUAGGCGUGUUUCCGUUCAACGGAAAGAGCCACUUCAUAAUGUUCGAACAUCUGAUGAAGGCUUUGGCCAGAAAAGGCCAUCAGCUCGAUGUGAUUAGCACGUUCCCUUUGAAGAAACCGUAUCCGAAUUACAACGACAUGAUCGUGCUGCCAACGGAAAGGGAAUUCAUGAAUAAUAUAACCUACGAUGAAGUGAACACGCUGUUUAGGGACUCGGUUUGUCACGUCGUGGCUAAUUUGGCCGGGAACCUUGUUUGCGAACAUUUGAAAAAUCCACAGAUUCAGGAGCUUAUACAAAACCCGCCUAAGGAUCCACCUUACGACGCGAUCGUCAUGGAGGUAUUUGGUGCGCACUGUUUCGCAAUACUGGGUGACGUUUUAAAAGUACCAGUGAUAGGUGCGAGCUCCGCGGUCCUUUAUCCGUGGAUCUACGAUUUCAUCGGAAAUCCGAACAACUUUGCGUUCGCGCCAUCCAACAUCCUCUCGUAUUCGCAGAAUAUGAACUUCUGGGAGAGAAUGCACAAUUUCCUGAAUAUCAUUAACGCUAAGUGGGAGUUCAACAGAGUGUCCAGCGAACAGACAAACAUCGUGAGGAAGUACGUGAGCCCUGAUGCGCCGGACGUGAGACAACUGGAGAAAAAGAUAUCGAUGAUACUCGUCAACUCGCAUAUAUCGAUAAAUGGGAUCAAGGACAUGAUCCCCGCUUACGUCGAAGUUGGAGGAUUGCACGUGCAAGAAGAGGGAGUCGAAUUACCCGCGAGUCUGGAAAAAUGGAUGAACGAGAGCACGCACGGUUUCGUUUACUUCUCGUUCGGUUCGAUGGUGAAGAUCGAGUCCUUCCCAAUCAAGCACCUUAACAUCUUCUACAACUCCUUAGGAAAGAUAGCACCUGUCCGUGUUCUCAUGAAAAUCGCAAAACCAAACGAGCUUCCACCUGGUCUGCCGAAGAACGUCCACGUCUUACCAUGGAUACCGCAAGUCAAAGUUCUCAAACACAAGAACGUGAAGGCAUUCAUCACCCAUGGCGGUCUCAUGGGCACCCAGGAGGCAAUUCACUAUGGCGUUCCAAUGAUCGGUAUGCCGUUGUUCGCUGAUCAAUUCAUCAAUAUCGCCAACUAUAUGCGACACAACAUCGCAAUAGAAUUAGGAGCGGAAACCCUGACCGAGGAGAAAAUGGACAACGCCUUGAAUGCCAUUUUAAACGAUCCCAAAUAUCGGCACACGGCGCAGAAACUUUCGCAAAAGUUCCGCGAUCGUCCAUUAAGCGCCGAAGACACGGCGGUUUAUUGGAUCGAAUACAUCGUCAGACACGGUGCGGACGCGCUUAGAUCGCCAGCGAUGAAUCUGACAUGGUGGCAAAUAGAAAUGUUGGACGUUUACGCAUUCCUUCUGAUCGCGGCGCUCGCUAUUCUUUACUCCAUAGCCAUCGCAGUUUCAUUCGUGUACAAUUUAGCUACGAAUGCCGAAUCGGGAUCGCGCAAGAAGAAAGUUUCUUAAAUGAAACGUUUUCUUUCUUUUCUACGAUACUGUGGCUGAUGAUUUGAAACGUUUCGUUACGUCUUCUCGACGACACUGUUGUUGACCUUUCCAUUGAAACUGAAAAGAAAGGUACUUCUUUUGAACGAUUUUCGUACACGUCGCUCUUGAUAGAAGAGCGAUGGAAAAAUUUGAAUAGACGUUUGGUUUGAUGGAGUCAAAAUUUCGUUCAGUGAAUCGUUCAGGUGUGAAUUGUUGGACUUUUUAAUUGUAUCUGUAAUAUGUUAUCCUUUUGCGAACUUCUUGACAAAAGAAUUUAAUUUAAUUAAGUUUAGUUGGUUAAUUUAAUUAGUUUAAUUAAUGAAAUUUAAUUUAAUUAAAUAAAUACUUUGGUAGCAAAGUAAUAAUUAUGUUUGUGUGGCGUAAAAACUGUGUACAUAAAAUUGUUGAACAAACACACAUAAAAACUGUAUUUUCUUCUGUUCCAUCAAGAAUAAUUUUUAGAAAAAAAUACUUAAACAGACAUAUUUGCGAUUUACCAAAGUAAUGAUUUACUAAAGCAAAAAGUUCACAGCUGUUCUCGUGCUUAAAAUUGAGAGAGAAAUGCAUUUGACAUUUGACACUGACAUCGAAUCAGUGAUCCAGCUUUUUAGAAUUUUCAUCGUUGCGAGAGAGAGCACGCUUGGGAAACCAACGGAUAAACUUUAAAAAACAGACACUUUUAUCGAUGAUACAUGUCGCUAGUCAUCACGCUUUUAUCCGCUAGGAUUUAUGGUUCACACAAUGUCAACUAGUCACUGACGCAUUUUAUUUGCCAAUUUUUCGAAUCUUUCGAUGAACGCAUGCGUGAAAAAAGAGCGAGAAAGAGAACAUUUUAUCAAGAAAAUUAUUUAUCCAUUUUUCGAUUUUUAUUAUUUUCCAAUCGUAAUUAUUAACCGUAAUCGCAAAUAUCAAUUAGUGAAUUAAUUAUUUCGCUGUUAGUGCGAGUUCUUAUGUAACGUCAAAGAGAACUGCAAUAUCAUGAAGACUUGUUAAAAAUUAUUCUUGAUAACGAAGUUUUUCAAUUAAUAUUACGAUUAAAAUUAUAUAGAUAAUCCAGACUGCAUGACACUGCAGAUAUCACAUGAUGAUUAA